Westerdykella ornata is the source of this 1662-nucleotide messenger RNA. RefSeq names its product zinc finger-containing protein. Gene Ontology annotation, biological process: regulation of transcription by RNA polymerase II. Gene Ontology annotation, molecular function: DNA-binding transcription factor activity, RNA polymerase II-specific; RNA polymerase II cis-regulatory region sequence-specific DNA binding. The transcript is spliced from 3 exons. Bases 1 to 1662 code for a protein of 553 amino acids. Lineage: Eukaryota; Fungi; Ascomycota; Dothideomycetes; Pleosporales; Sporormiaceae. The record is from RefSeq and is a predicted model, not a curated record.
AUGGUCGACUAUCACCCCUAUUCUGGAAACAUGCCUCACGACUUCGACCUCUACGCGCCUCAGGAGCAAUACGAGUUUGUUCCCACAAGUCAGGCUUUUCUGCCUUCCAACUAUAGUAUGGAUCCCUCCUUCAGCACUCCCUAUGAGCCCGUCGACAUGGCACCGAUGCCCGAACCCUUGACAUCGCAAGAACUGCAACAGCAUUACGACGCCAUUGCCCAGGGUGUCAAGCCGGCCUAUCAAUACACUCCCCAGGCGUCACCAAGCACGCCGUCGCAGACCUUUGAACAGCCUCCAGUCCUCUCCACCUCGUCUGAAUCCGGUGCAUCCGUCUCUUCCUCCAACAUGCCCUCGCCCUCUCUGAACCCUCAGUACACCGAGCCAUGGAAUCCCAUGGCCAACGGCUUAGGCCUCCCCAUUCUUCAGAGCACGCCCGGCUUCGAGUAUGAAGGGCUUGUCGCCGAAAAGGUCACUGGCUAUCCCAACCUCGUGCAGCCCUUCAUGCAGUUCCCUCAGUCACCAUAUCCCGAAUUCCGCACGACCCCUUCACCCUACUUCCCGAUCGAGCAUCCCCCCUCGCCUGCACUGUCCCACGUUUCGUCGCAGAGCCAACGGCCCGGAUCUAGGCAGUUCAAGAGGGGUUCCCAGUCCCCCUAUCUCCACACCCAACAGUUCCAACCAUACCCACUUGGCCAGCGGCGGAGAUCGGAUGCUUCCCUCCACUCUCAACAAUCGGGCGCUAGCCGCAAGAGCGGCAGCCACGGGAUUGACGACGAGACUCGCGAGAAGGGACUCUGCCCUCUUCCAGAGUGUGGGCGCGUCUUCAAAGACCUGCGCGCGCAUAUGCUCACCCAUCAGAAUGAGCGACCGGAGAAGUGCCCAAUCGCUACCUGCGAAUACCACGUCAAGGGUUUUGCGAGGAAAUACGAUAAGAACCGCCACACCCUGACACACUACAAGGGAACCAUGGUCUGCGGCUUCUGUCCUGGAUCCGGCUCGGCGGCGGAGAAGUCGUUCAACCGAGCCGACGUGUUCAAGCGACAUCUCACGUCGGUGCACGGCGUCGAGCAAAACCCGCCCAACAGCCGGAAGAAGUCGCCGAGCGGAAAGAAGGCCCACGCCGGCCAGCAGAAUAUGACGGGUACUUGCUCAACCUGCUCGGUGACCUUUGCCAAUGCGCAAGAGUUCUACGAGCAUCUGGAUGACUGCGUCCUCCGCGUCGUGCAGCAGGCCGAUCCCAGCGAGGCCAUUAACCAAAGACUGCUCACUUCCACCUCUGGUGGGAGGGGUCUUCGGGCCGGGCUGACCUUUUCCAAGGGCGGCGUGGCGAUUACCGGGUCGGGGCGCAAGAGGCGCAAGAACUACCCCGUCUCGUGGGGCUGCCCGACGGACCGGAUGAAGAUGAAGAAGCGGGUGCUCUGCGUCUUUGACGGGCCGCGACGCCUGUGGAAGGACGACAUGAUGCUCGACCAGGAGUUUGAGGUGCGCAUGAAGCUGCCCGACGGCAAGUCGUACGUGACGGACCUGGAUGUGCAGACGCUCAAGCGGGCCGAGGCCAUCCAUGGCGCGACGCCCGAGGAGCGCGGCCCUUAUGUACCGGACUAUGGCGUCGACGCCGUGGGAGAGAACGAGGCGGACGACUUCGUGUCGGGAAGUGUUUGA